Galeopterus variegatus (Sunda flying lemur) is the source of this 706-nucleotide messenger RNA. RefSeq names its product cell division cycle protein 20 homolog B-like. The record is from RefSeq and is a predicted model, not a curated record. Lineage: Eukaryota; Metazoa; Chordata; Mammalia; Dermoptera; Cynocephalidae. The annotation marks the transcript as partial. The transcript is spliced from 6 exons.
CAGCCGGAGAUGGAGUGGAAACUGGAGCGCACAGUCCUGCGGAGGGUCCGGACCGAAGAGGAGAUGCUGUGGGAGAAUGUCAUGCGGGUGCUCGCCAAAGACAUGAAGCAGAAGAAAAGCCAAGGUCCCCCCAAGGUAUUUGAUGCAGUUAAUACUACAUAUUCUAACUUUAAGAGCAACUUUGUGAAGAGGCUGUCAGCUGAGGUUCCCGUUGCCAGUAGUCCAAUUACCACAAGAGGGCGGCAAAGUCAAGCCAAUGAUUUUGAAGCCUGUUCCUUUGGGGAAGAGUGUUCGCCCAGUCACCUCCCAGAAUUUUCUGGAUCAGUGCUGAAGAUAACGCCUGAGAAAGAGACCUUGACUCUAGGGUCCUACGGAGAACCACUGAAGACCCCCAUGAAAGGAAGUUCUGAAACAAACAACGCUGCUCUCCAUUUUUGCAAGGCACUUCAUGCACUGGACAGAGGCUGGCAGGAAGAUGUUGCCUCAACAGGCCAGAAAUGCCUAAACCAGCUAUUUUCAACCCAGAAGAUGGUUCAGCAGGUUAAUGGGAAAAUGCAGCUCUGUGAGCAAUCCCAGUGUGUUUGGAAAGGCUGCAGAGAUGGAGUGAGAGAUGAAUCCUUCUAUCUUAAAAGGUUCAGUGACACAAACCAUUCCAUAUUCCAACAAGAGGUGAAGAUUCAUCUUACUAGUCUUCGAAAUGACUACU